Molecule: messenger RNA, 2455 nt
Organism: Oryza brachyantha (malo sina)
Lineage: Eukaryota; Viridiplantae; Streptophyta; Magnoliopsida; Poales; Poaceae
Product: coronatine-insensitive protein homolog 1a
Exons: 3
Coding region: 318-2105 (595 amino acids)
Biological process (GO): SCF-dependent proteasomal ubiquitin-dependent protein catabolic process
Cellular component (GO): SCF ubiquitin ligase complex
Molecular function (GO): protein binding
Source: RefSeq, a predicted model, not a curated record
UGUGCAGUGCCCGGUGGGCGAAGCCAUUUCACCCGCGGGCUUACGUGGCCCGGCACCACCGGCCGAGCCGUGCGGGGAAACAAGUAAACGCUCGCCCGCUCGCUCGCUGCGUCUCCAAUCCGUCGUCCCCGCUUGGCUGCUGCGGCUGCUCUCUCGCGCGGCCUUCUCUCUUCUCCCUCCAAUAAUUCCGGCUGCCCUCUGGCUCAAAAGCCCAGGGAAAUUGAUGGAGAAGAAGGGGGGGUAGCCACAUGCCUCCGGGUUCGGGCUAGAUCUUCGGGGAGACGGCCGCUGGGAGCAGCCUAUCCGGCGGCGAUCCGAUGGGGGGCGAGGUGCCGGAGCCGCGGCGGCUCAAUCGGGCGCUCAGCUUCGACGACUGGGUCCCCGACGAGGCGCUGCACCUCGUCAUGGGGUACGUCGACGACCCGCGGGACCGGGAGGCGGCGUCGCGGGUGUGCCGCCGCUGGCACCGCAUCGACGCGCUCACGCGCAAGCACGUCACCGUCGCCUUCUGCUACGCCACGCACCCCGCGCGCCUCCGCGAGCGCUUCCCGCGCCUCGAGUCGCUCUCGCUCAAGGGCAAGCCCCGCGCCGCCAUGUACGGGCUUAUCCCCGACGACUGGGGCGCCUACGCCGGGCCCUGGAUCGACGAGCUCGCCGCGCCGCUCGAGUGCCUCAAGGCGCUCCACCUCCGCCGCAUGACCGUCACCGACGCCAACAUCGCCGCCCUUGUCCGCGCCCGCGGACACAUGCUGCAGGAGCUCAAGCUCGACAAGUGCAUCGGCUUCUCCACGGACGCCCUCCGCCUCGUCGCCCGCUCGUGCAGAUCCCUGAGAACUUUAUUUCUCGAAGAGUGCCCUAUUACCGAUAAGGGUGGUGAAUGGCUUCAUGAACUUGCUGUCAAUAAUUCUGUUCUGGUGACACUGAACUUCUACAUGACUGAACUCAAAGUGGCGCCAGCUGAUCUAGAGCUUCUUGCAAAGAACUGCAAGUCAUUGAUUUCAUUGAAGAUGAGUGAGUGUGAUCUUUCAGAUCUUAUUAGUUUUUUCCAAGCAGCCAAUGCUCUGCAAGACUUUGCUGGAGGAGCAUUCUAUGAGGUAGAAGAGCUCACCAAGUAUGAAAAAGUUAAGUUCCCACCCAGAUUAUGCUUGUUGGGGCUUACCUACAUGGGGACAAAUGAGAUGCCUGUUAUCUUCCCUUUUUCGAUGAAGCUCAAGAAACUGGACUUGCAGUACACUUUUCUCACGACGGAAGAUCAUUGUCAGAUUAUUGCAAAAUGUCCCAACCUACUAAUUCUUGAGGUGAGGAAUGUGAUUGGAGAUAGAGGACUAGAAGUUGUUGGUGAUACAUGCAAGAAGCUACGUAGACUCCGAAUUGAGCGGGGCGAUGAUGAUCCAGGUCUGCAGGAAGAGCAAGGAGGAGUUUCUCAGCUAGGCCUGACAGCCGUUGCUGUUGGUUGCCGUGAAUUGGAGUACAUAGCUGCCUACGUAUCGGAUAUCACCAAUGGGGCCCUGGAGUCUAUCGGAACUUUCUGCAAAAAUCUUUACGACUUUCGGCUUGUGCUACUUGACAGAGAAAGGCAGGUAACAGAUCUGCCACUUGACAAUGGUGUCCGUGCUCUAUUAAGAAAUUGCACAAAACUUCGGAGGUUUGCGCUCUACCUUAGACCAGGAGGGCUUUCAGAUGAUGGACUUGGCUACAUCGGACAGUUCAGUGGAAAUAUACAAUACAUGCUGCUGGGAAAUGUUGGUGAAUCUGACCAUGGAUUGAUCCGCUUUGCAGUAGGCUGCACCAACCUGCAGAAGCUUGAAUUGAGAAGCUGCUGCUUCAGCGAGCGAGCUUUGUCCCUCGCUGUACUGCAGAUGCCCUCCCUGAGGUACAUAUGGGUGCAAGGAUACAGAGCAUCUCAAACAGGUCUUGACCUCCUGCUCAUGGCCAGGCCUUUCUGGAACAUCGAGUUUACGCCUCCAAGCCCUGAGAGUUUUAAUCAUAUCACAGAAGAUGGAGAACCCUGUGUGGAUAGUCAUGCUCAGGUUCUUGCCUACUAUUCCCUUGCUGGAAGGAGGUCUGACUGCCCUCAGUGGGUGAUCCCCUUGCAUCCUGCGUGAUUGUAAAUAUGUCAAGUUGCGUGUACCUUCCUGUCUAUCCCUGGGGCAUAAGCAUGGCCUAGUAUGGUUAUUGUAAGAACCUUAGCUUACCACGUUUGUGAUUGUGCUCGAAUAAGCUACUAGUAGUACUUUAGCCGGGGUCUAUAGUGCAAUAAGAUGUUGUACUUGUGUUACCUAUCUAAUCCUAGGAAGCUGUAUACUAAGUUGCUCUGUAACUGUAAGAGUGAUCUGUGCUUUGGUCCUGACCUGAGAGUUGUGAGAUGUACUCCAUUGUAAGUAUCAGAAAUCCAUAUGUUUCUGGGUUCUUUUUUGGCCUAUGCUAUAUGCCUAUAUAAGCGGGGGGUUUGGUG